This is a messenger RNA of Linum tenue, 3365 nucleotides long. Lineage: Eukaryota; Viridiplantae; Streptophyta; Magnoliopsida; Malpighiales; Linaceae. The record is from the annotation of a GenBank genome assembly.
AAAACGUGAGCUACAAACCAGAAAGUAAAGAAGUCCAGAGAGCAAAAACCAGUCCAUAGAAACAACUCCUGCGAACAAACUAACCGCGCAUUCCAAUCGGCAGGGGAGAGAUUAUUUGAUUGAGAAACCUUCAAAACCCUACUUUCACCCCAUUUCUCUUCGCGCUCUUAAUCUCACGUUGCUGAAUCCCUAGAUCAAAUGGCGGAAGAGCCAGCAUCCCCGUCGCCGGCUCCGCCGCUGGGCUCGUCGGUGAUUCCCGUGGUGAACAAGCUCCAGGACAUAUUUGCCCAGCUCGGGAGCCAGUCCUCGAUCGAGCUGCCGCAGGUGGCGGUGGUCGGCAGCCAGAGCAGCGGCAAGUCGAGCGUGCUCGAGGCGCUGGUGGGGAGGGAUUUCCUGCCUCGCGGGAACGAAAUCUGCACGCGCCGGCCGCUGGUUCUGCAGCUGGUGCAGACGAAGAAGAAGGGCGACGGGAGCGAGGAAGAGUGGGGGGAGUUCCUCCAUCGGCCUGACAAGCGGUUCUACGACUUCUCCGAGAUCCGGAGUGAAAUCGAGGCUGUAACAGCUAGAGAAGCGGGAGAGAACAAAGGUGUCUCGGACAAGCAGAUCCGUUUGAAGAUUUUCUCCCCUAACGUUCUUGAUAUCACACUUGUUGAUCUUCCUGGUAUAACAAAAGUUCCAGUCGGCGACCAGCCCACUGAUAUUGAAUCGAGAAUCAGAACAAUGAUCAUGUCAUACAUAAAAAAGCCAAGCUGUCUUAUACUCGCUGUUACUGCUGCAAAUGCGGACUUGGCAAACUCGGAUGCUCUUCAAGUUGCAGGAGUUGCUGAUCCUGAUGGUUACCGGACCAUAGGUAUAAUAACAAAGUUGGAUAUCAUGGAUAGAGGUACCGAUGCCCGCAAUUUGUUACUCGGAAAAGUGAUUCCCCUGCGACUUGGUUAUGUAGGCGUUGUGAAUCGUAGUCAAGAGGACAUUAAUCUCAACCGAAGUAUUAAGGAUGCAUUGGCCGCAGAAGAGAAGUUUUUUCGCAGCCAUCCAGUUUACAGCACUGUAGCUGAUCGUUGUGGCGUUCCUCAGCUUGCAAAGAAAUUGAACAAUAUCUUAGUGCAGCAUAUUAAAGCACUACUUCCUGGGUUGAAGUCUCGCAUUAGUGAUGCUCUUGUGAGUGUCGCAAAGGAACAUGCAAGCUAUGGAGAAAUCACUGAAUCUAAGGUGUGUAAUGCUGGUCAAGGUGCUCUCGUAUUGAACAUAAUCUCAAAAUACUAUGAAGCUUUUGCUUCAAUGCUAGAAGGAAGAAAUGAAGAAUUGUCAACUUCCCAGCUCUCGGGCGUAGCAUUUAUUGAAUAUGUUUUCCAGUCCAUUUUUGUCCGAACUUUAGAGGAGGUUGAUCCUUGUGAGGAUUUGACAGAUGAUGACAUUCGUAUUGCCAUUCAAAAUGCUUGCGGUCCAAAAUCGUCAAUAUUUGUAGCAGAGGUACCAUUUGAACUUCUUGUACGUCGGCAAAUUGCUCGUUUGCUGGAUCCGAGCCUUGAAUGUGCCAGGUUCAUAUAUGACGAGUUAAUAAAGAUUAGCCAUCGGUGUCUAGUGGUGGUAGAUGAACUACACCGGUUUCCUGUUCUAAGAAAACGGAUGGAUGAAGUUGUUGGGAACUUUUUACGUGAUGGCCUUGAACCUUCGGAGACCAUGAUUGGUCAUCUUAUAGAAACAGAGAUGGACUACAUAAACACCUCUCACCCAAGUUUUAUUGGAGGGACUAAGGCUGUGGAAGUCGCAGCGCAACAAUUGAAGACUUCGAGACUAAGCAUCCCUGCCUCUAGGCAAAAGGAUGGUGUAGAAGCUGAUAAAGCACCAGCAUCUGAAAGGACCCUAAAAUCUCGUGCUAUUAUUGGCAAGCCUGUUAAUGGAGUUAUGCCUGAUCAGCCCAAUGACUUACAGGGGGUACGCCAGGUUGCAGAUGCUGAGAAGGUUGGGCCCUCUGCGAACCAUAGUGGAUCUUCCUGGGGCAUUUCAUCAAUUUUUGGCGGAAGUGAUAGUUCCCUUAGUUUUUCCAAGGAGAGUUCAACAAGCAAAGCACAUGUUGAGCCUACUCACGGAAAUGACUAUUUGGACAAGAGUAGCAGCUCUGUUAUCCGAUUAAAAGAGCCUCCAACAAUCUUGAGACCUACAGAAGGCCUUUCUGAGCAGGAGUCUAUUGAAAUUACAGCCAUUAAGUUGCUAUUGCGAUCAUACUAUGAUAUUGUUCGGAGGAACAUUUCAGAUUUAGUGCCGAAAACCGUCAUGCACUUUCUUGUUCAGCAUGCGAAACGUGAAUUGCACAACAUUCUGAUUAAAAAGCUUUACAGAGAGAAUCUCUUUGAAGAGGUGCUACAAGAGCCCGACGAGAUUGCACUGAAGAGAAAGCGGACGAGAGAAACACUCAAAGUCCUCCAACAAGCUUUCCGGACACUGGAAGAACUGCCAUUGGAAGCUGAGUCACUCGAAAGGGGACACAGCACGGUUGCUGAUACAAUCGGUUUGCCUAGAGUUCGAACAACCACGAGCUCGAACGGGUAUCACUCUUCUCCGAGUAACCCAAGGUCGAGGAAGUCCUCCCACUCCGGCGAGCUACUGCAAUCACAUUCUUCCACCGGUGUUGAUUCGAAUGGUAACAGCGGCAGGGGUGUUUACAUGCAAGGUCUCUAUCCUUCCGUCGACUGAUUCGACAAAACAACGAUUGAUUGAUUGAUUGAUUGCUUCUUUAGAGGUAUUAGUGAUAUCUUUCAGGAACCAAAGGGUUGUCAUAGAAGUAGAAUACAUGUUUCUGAUGAUAAUUUAUACUCUGCCAGUGUGGUGGUGGGCAGGAUUCGGUUGCCAAGCGCAAGUGGUCUUUUUUUCCCUUGGUUUAGAAAAGAGAUGCUCUUGGGAAUAAGUUGUUGCCUUGUUGGUGGUGGUUUUCCAUUGUCAGCCAGCAAGAUAGGGAGGGGUAUUUGUGUAAAUUAAUUAUGGUUCUGAGAUUUGUUUGUCGAAUUCCCAUAACGAAUAGGUGACGUGAUAGAGAGGUUAUCGGAGACACAAAUUGUAGUUUCCACUGUAUUAUUAUCGACAUUGAUGCUUUAAUCUGGCAGGGCUUUGAUCUUGUCUAGGAUAUUCUAUUUUCAUGGUGAGACAAGUAGGCCUUUCACUUCUGAAUUUUCUAGGUUUCGAUCUCGAAUUGAUCCAUCACAAUUGUGAUUAAUUAUCUAUUUGUGUUCUUCUUUAGAUUCUUGCGGGUUGGGUGGGUGGUGGAUAGGUGCGGUUGGGUUUCGGGUUAACCCGCAAAAGCAAUUCUCCAACUAGCCAUUAAGAAAAUUGACUAACAUUUAUAAUAAGUUCAUAGCAAAUUAGUAAGA